Messenger RNA from Cyphellophora europaea CBS 101466, 4608 nucleotides. RefSeq lists its product as uncharacterized. The record is from RefSeq and is a predicted model, not a curated record. Gene Ontology annotation, molecular function: ATP hydrolysis activity; ABC-type transporter activity; ATP binding. NCBI's taxonomy places the organism in Eukaryota, Fungi, Ascomycota, Eurotiomycetes, Chaetothyriales, Cyphellophoraceae. The coding region runs from base 1 to 4608 and encodes 1535 amino acids. Gene Ontology annotation, cellular component: membrane. Gene Ontology annotation, biological process: transmembrane transport. The transcript has 3 exons.
AUGUCGUCGCCACGUUCCUCGCUGUCGUCGUCUGGUUCGUCGUCGGCCUCGUCCGACCGGGAUAGGUUACAUGAGGUUCAAACCCCUGCUGCAGAUGUUGCGCGCCGAGACUACUUUGUUGACGACGACGACCGUCAGUUCGAGCCCAUUCGAACUUUCACUCGUGAUGAGGAUCGACCACAACUAGCCCAUCUCGCCUCGCUUCUGUCUCGUAAUGUCACCAGGCCCUCGACCCACGACACUGCUGGUAGACAGUCAACCCUGGAGCGCAAGGACACUCUCGCUGGCCUUGAGGGCGAUGAUCCUGUCUUUGACCCGUCAUCACCUUCUUUCGACUUCUACAAAUGGGUUCGCUUUUUCAUGAGGCAGAUGGAAAUCGAAGGUAUCAAACAUCGACGUGCUGGUUUCACAUUCAAGAACCUCAACGUUACCGGUACAGGGUCGCCUAUCCACCUACAGCAAACAGUCUCCUCCAUGUUCUUGGCUCCACUGCGCUUUCGAGAGAAUGCCGGAGGUAAGGAGGAAAAGAAGAUCCUGCGCGACUUCAACGGCUGCGUCAAGGACGGUGAAAUGCUUAUCGUUUUGGGCAAACCCGGCUCCGGUUGCACCACCUUCCUUAAAACCAUGACCGGCGAGACGAAAGGCCUUAAUGUUGCAAAGGGUUCCUCCUUGCACUACAACGGUAUUCCUCAGGACAUCUACAAGAAGGAACUCAGAGGCGAUGUUUGCUACAACGCAGAGAAUGACCAGCACUUCCCUCACCUGACGGUGGGAGAAACACUCGAAUUCGCGGCCAAGGCCCGCACUCCCUCCACCAGAGUGCGUGAGCUGGGUCGUGACGAGUUCGCACGCCACGUUGCUGCUGUGGUCAUGACCAUCUUUGGCCUGAGCCAUACGUACAACACAAAAGUCGGCAACGAUUAUGUCAGAGGAGUCAGCGGCGGUGAGCGAAAGCGUGUUUCCAUAGCAGAAAUGGCGCUCAGUGGGUCGCCAAUCUGUUGUUGGGACAACUCUACCCGUGGUCUAGACGCUGCCACUGCCCUCGAGUUCACACGUGCACUUCGUGUUUCGGCCAAUGUCGGUGGCGCAACGCAUGCUGUUGCCAUCUACCAAGCCAGUCAGGCCAUUUAUGACCUCUUCGACAAAGCAGUCGUCCUGUACGAGGGACGUCAAAUCUACUUCGGCCCCGCCAAAGAAGCCAGGAAAUAUUUUGAGGAUAUGGGAUACGAUUGUCCCGUUCGUCAAACCACCGGGGAUUUCCUGACAUCUGUCACGAAUCCGUCCGAGCGUCGUGCCAAAGAAGGCUUCGAGUCAAAGGUGCCCCGUACACCGGAUGAGUUUGAGAGAUACUGGAAGCAAUCCGAAAACUUCAAGAGGGUCAUGGCCGAGAUUCAAGAGCAUGAAACCGAGCACCCCAUCGGAGGCAGCGACACCAUUGAUACGUUCCGUGAAGCCCAUCACCAAGCUCAAGCCAAGCACAUCCGUCCCAAGUCGCCCUAUGUUAUUUCCAUCCCUAUGCAGAUCAAACUCUGCACCAUUCGUGCUUAUCAACGGCUUUGGAACGACAAGACGAGUACCAUCACAAAGGUCGUCUCCCAAAUUAUCAUGUCGCUGAUCAUCGGUUCCAUUUUCUUUGGCACUCCGAACAGCACGGCCGCAUUCUUCUCCAAAGGCUCAAUUCUGUUCUUCGCCAUCCUCCUCAGCGCAUUGAACUCCAUUACUGAAAUCAAUGGCCUCUAUGAGCAGCGGCCCAUUGUGGAGCGCCAUGUCAAUUUCGCCUUCUAUCACGCCUUCUCGGAAGCCAUCGCAGGUAUAGUGAGCGAUAUACCUAUCAAAUUCUUGGUAUCCGUCUUCUUCAACAUCAUCCUCUAUUUUCUAGGUGGUCUGCGAUACGAGGCAGGGAACUUUUUCCUCUUCUAUCUCUUCACGUUCAUCACCUCUCUGACAAUGAGCGCCAUAUUUCGCACCCUAGCGGCUGCGACCAAGCAGAUAUCGCAAGCCCUGGCUUUUGCAGGUAUCAUGGUGCUUGCAAUUGUUAUAUAUACCGGUUUCACGAUCCAGAGAAGAUACAUGCAUCCUUGGUUCAAGUGGAUCUCCUGGAUCAAUCCUGUGGCCUAUGGAUUCGAAGCGAUUCUUAUGAACGAAGUCCAUGGCGUUCGGUACGAGUGUGCUACAUUAGUACCACCCUAUGGCCCACAAAUAGGGCCUAACAAUUUUGCCUGUGCUGUCCAGGGAGCCAGGAUUGGAGAGUUGACCGUCUUGGGCGACGACUGGGCGGAUUCACAGUAUGGCUAUCGGUACACACAUGUCUGGCGCAACCUCGGAUUUCUGUUCGCGUUCCUCUUAUUCUUUUGGGCAGUGUACUUCACUGCAACCGAGCUUAACUUCUCUUCCGCAUCCAGCGGCGAGUUUCUGGUCUUUCGACGAGGUCACGUACCGGCUUACCUUACCAAAGGCUCGGAUGAGGAGACGCUGCAGGAAAAGGAGAUGACGUCUUCCUCUACUGGUGGCUCAACCGGGAAGACGCAGCAAGACGAUGCAGUCAAUGCCAUUCCGGCACAGAAAGACGUUUUUACUUGGCGAGAUGUCGUCUACGAUAUACAGAUCAAGGGCGAACCCCGGCGUCUGCUUGAUCAUGUCAGCGGAUGGGUCAAACCGGGCACACUGACAGCGCUCAUGGGCGUGUCUGGAGCUGGCAAGACCACCUUGCUUGACGUCCUGGCCCAACGGACGAGUACUGGCGUUAUCACAGGUGACAUGCUGGUGAAUGGCAAACCUCUCGAUGCGAGCUUCCAGCGAAAGACUGGGUACGUUCAGCAGCAAGAUCUGCACCUCGAGACUACCACAGUUCGGGAAGCACUGCGCUUUUCCGCCAUGCUUCGGCAGCCCAAGAAUGUUUCGAAGGAGGAAAAACACGCUUACGUCGAAGAGGUCAUCAAAAUGCUUCACAUGGAAGACUUCAGCGACGCCGUUGUCGGCAACCCGGGCGAAGGUCUGAACGUGGAACAACGCAAGCUUUUGACUAUUGGCGUGGAGCUGGCCGCCAAACCUGCUUUGCUACUCUUCCUCGACGAACCAACGUCUGGACUCGACUCUCAGAGCUCCUGGGGCAUCGUGGCUUUCUUGCGCACAUUAGCCGACAACGGCCAAGCGGUUCUCGCCACCAUCCAUCAGCCUUCAGCCAUCCUCUUCCAAGAAUUCGACCGUCUUCUGUUCCUAGCCAAAGGAGGCAAGACUGUGUAUUUCGGUGACAUCGGCCACAACUCGAGGACCCUGCUCGACUACUUUGAGGGGAACGGUGCUCGUCAGUGCGGCACCGAGGAGAAUCCAGCCGAGUACAUGCUCGAGACGGUGGGUGCCGGUCCCAGCGGCAAACCAACCGCCGACUGGCCUGGAAUCUGGAAGGACAGCACACAGGCAACUGGUGUGCAACGAGAGCUGGAUCGCAUUCACGCCGAGAAAGCCAAGGAACCUCCUGCUGGCGACGGCAAUUCCAGCAGUCAGUUUGCGAUGCCGUUUGGCAUCCAGGUCGCGGAAACGAUGAAGCGCGUCUUCCAGCAAUACUGGCGCACACCGGCCUACAUCAUUGGCAAGGUUGCACUGUGUACCAUGUCGGCAUUGUUCGUUGGCUUCAGUUUCUUCAAGCCGAAUUCUUCCUCUACCGGUCUUCAGAAUGCUCUAUUCUCAAUCUUCAUGAUGACGACCACCUUCUCGACCCUGGUGCAACAGAUCAUGCCGCGCUUCGUCCUCCAACGCUCCCUCUACGAAGUCCGCGAGCGGCCGAGCAAAGCGUACUCAUGGCAAGCCUUCCUCAUCUCCAACAUCAUAGUCGAGAUCCCCUACCAAAUCCUCGUCGCCAUCAUCGUCUGGGCCUGCCUCUACUUCCCCGUCUUCGGCGCCCACCAAAGCUCCGAGGUCCAGGGCCUCUUCGUCCUCUACUCGAUCCAAUUCCAGAUCUUCACCUCGACCUUCGCGCACAUGCUCAUCGCGGGGCUCCCCGAUGCCGAAACCGCCGGCGGCAUCGCCACCACGCUCUUCUCCCUCAUCCUCACCUUCAACGGCGUCCUCCAACCUCCCGACAACCUGCCCGGCUUUUGGCUCUUCAUGUGGCGCGUCUCCCCUCUGACCUACAUCGUCGGCGGCCUCGCCGCCACCACCCUCCACGGCCGCCAAGUCCACUGCGCCGACAAUGAACUCGCCGUCUUCGACCCCCCAUCGGGCCAGACCUGCGCCGAAUACCUGAGGGAAUACCUCGCGCAGGCGCCCGGUCAGCUGUAUAAUGGCGACGCCACGGCGCGCUGCGAGUACUGCCCCAUCAGCAACGGCGACCAGUUCCUCGCGGGCAGCCGCAUCUCGUGGGACCAGCGGUGGCGCAAUUUUGGGAUUGGCUGGGCGUACAUCGGCUUCAACAUCUUUGCGGCCGUGUGGCUGUAUUGGUUCUUCCGGGUGAGGAAGAGGGGCAGUGGGGGAGGCGCGAAGAAGUGGUUGGGGAAGCUGGUGUGGUACGUGUCGCAGGCUGGGUGGUGGGUUAGGCAUCUGUUUGUUCGGCACCCGGCGGGGUAUAAGGAGGACUUGGCAAAGGUGGCAACUAAUGACAAGGUGUUCUGA